Messenger RNA from Girardinichthys multiradiatus, 9485 nucleotides. RefSeq names its product solute carrier organic anion transporter family member 3A1-like. Gene Ontology annotation, cellular component: membrane. Gene Ontology annotation, biological process: prostaglandin transport; transmembrane transport; sodium-independent organic anion transport. The record is from RefSeq and is a predicted model, not a curated record. The transcript has 10 exons. Bases 212 to 2314 code for a protein of 700 amino acids. NCBI's taxonomy places the organism in Eukaryota, Metazoa, Chordata, Actinopteri, Cyprinodontiformes, Goodeidae. Gene Ontology annotation, molecular function: protein binding.
GAUGUCUCUGACGGUCUCUGUGUUUGUGUACUCCUGAGCGGACCGUGCUCUUCUCUACAUCCCUGCCGACACGUUCUGUCCGGAAAGGAAGGUUCGGUGUGGUUCUUCUCGCAGUAGGACUGUCUCAUUAUCAUCCUAACCAGAUGCUCUCCGCCAGACCGGACCCGCUUAGUUUCACACCGACCGACCCCAGCGGAGCCUGAGCUGAAGGAUGCAGGUUAAAAGCCAGAUUUGCACAGAGAGGAGCAGUACGGACGACCCGGAGCAAGAUGACAAUCAGAAGAAGACGUCCUGUUUUUCCAACAUAAAGAUUUUCCUGGUGGCGGAAUGUGCGCUCAUGCUUGCACAAGGCACCGUGGGCGCCUAUCUGGUAAGUGUUCUAACAACUCUGGAGAGACGGUUUAAUCUCCAGAGUGCCGAUGUGGGCGUCAUUGCCAGCAGCUUUGAAAUUGGCAACCUGGCCCUAAUCCUGUUCGUCAGCUACUUCGGCGCCAAGGCCCACCGGCCCCGGCUGAUUGGCUGUGGGGGGAUUGUCAUGGCGUUGGGGGCACUGCUGUCAGCUCUGCCAGAGUUUUUGACUCAUCAGUAUGAGUAUGAGGCUGGGGACUCGUGGCACGCUGAGGAUGGCAGGGACAUCUGCUCCAACAAAUCCAGGUCAGAAAAUCAAGACUCUGGGUUUAACUGCGGCAACCGAGCCAACACCAACAUGAUGUACCUUCUGCUGAUUGGAGCACAGGUUCUGCUCGGCAUUGGGGCCACCCCUGUCCAGCCUCUGGGAGUGUCUUACAUCGAUGACCACGUCCACAAAAAGGACUCUUCAUUGUAUAUAGGUAUCUUAUUUUCAACAUUAGUUUUCGGCCCAGCUUGUGGCUUCAUUCUAGGUUCCAUCUGUACCAAAGUCUACGUUGAUGCGGUUUUCAUCGACACCAGUAAGCUGGACAUCACCCCAGAUGACCCUCGCUGGAUCGGGGCGUGGUGGGGUGGCUUCCUCCUUUGCGGUGCCUUACUCUUCCUGUCGUCCCUCUUCAUGUUUGGCUUCCCCCAGGCUCUGGAUGAGCAGGACAUGGUUGCUCAAGGGGAGAGUGAGCAGGCCAUGCUGCCUACUUCUUUAAGCCUGGAGAGCCAGGACUCUAAACCCAACGGAGACUUUCGUGGCUUCGACAUAAACAGUGGACUCUCAGUCUGGGAGCAUCUGAAAGUGAUCCCACGGGUAACCAGGCACCUUCUCUCCAACCCUGUGUUCAGCUGCAUCACACUGGCCGCCUGUAUGGAGAUAGCUGUGGUUGCUGGCUUUGCUGCUUUCCUGGGUAAAUACCUGGAGCAGCAGUUCAACCUCACCACCUCCUCAGCCAAUCAGCUGUUAGGUAUGACAGCUAUCCCCUGUGCCUGUCUGGGUAUCUUCCUUGGAGGGCUCCUGGUUAAGAAACUGAACCUUUCAGCUCUGGGGGCUGUCCGCAUGGCCAUGCUGGUCAAUCUGGUGUCCACAGCCUGUUACGUCUCUUUUCUCUUCUUGGGUUGUGACACGGGUCCUGUCGCUGGGGUUACAGUGGCCUACAACAAUGAGACGCUGCAGUCAAAGAAACAACCUGAGUCAGCCUGCAAUAGUAACUGUAACUGUUACACAGCCUCAGUGAGUCCUGUCUGUGGGUCCAACAGAGUCACCUACCUCUCAGCCUGUUUCGCUGGCUGCACCAAACCAAACCUGAGCAGCUGUGGGUGUAUAUCCAGCAUCAGUGACGAGAACGUGGCUUUACCAGGGAAGUGCCCCAGCCCUGGCUGUCAGCAUGCAUUCCUCACCUUCCUGUGUGUUAUUUGUGUUUGUAGCAUGAUCGGAGCCAUGGCUCAGACACCCUCUGUCAUCAUCCUCAUCAGAACCGUAAGUCCAGAGCUUAAAUCUUAUGCUCUUGGCGUUCUCUUCCUCCUCUUGAGGCUGAUAGGCUUCAUCCCUCCCCCUCUGAUUUUUGGAAUGGGCAUCGACUCCACCUGUCUGUCCUGGAGCUCUGUCUGUGGUGAGAAGGGCGCCUGCAUGCUGUACGAUAAUGUGGCCUACAGGCAUCUGUAUGUCAGCAUUGCCAUCGUGCUCAAGUCCUCUGCGUUUCUCCUAUACGCCACCACAUGGCAGUGCCUGAAAAACAACUACAGGAGAUACAUCAAGAACAACGAGGGUUACCUCACGCCUAAUGAACUUUUCGCCUCCAAUGUGACUCUGGAUAAUUUGGGUAAGGAGAUUACCCAUAACCCAAGUAACAGGACAAAGUUUAUAUAUAACCUGGAGGACCAGGAGACAAGUGACAACAUGGAGUCAGUUUUAUAGUGGUGAUUUACACAGGGCCAGCAGGAGCUGUUAAUGUACAUCUGAUCUGAUGUACAGACUCUUGUAGAGCAUGUAGAGCAUUGUUCAUCUAAAACAUUAGAUCUGUUAAAAAAACGAAACUUCCAAAAAACCCAAAAUCACAAACUGACUUAGUAACACAUUUAGUCAUAUGUGGUAUUUUUUCAUCUUUCACUCUCAAAGCAAUGAAGAAAUGUAAUUCAACAGGUGGACCUUGUUGUACUGGUUAAAUGUUUGCCUUCACCCAUCAUUGCCAUGAAUGUUAAUUUGAGGUUUAUAAUGAUGAAUUUGAGCAUUUACUCAUUUAAUUGUCACGAUUAUAAAGAAAAACACCUCAAUGAUUUUCAAAAACAAGAACUGGAUCCACAAGUUGGAAUUUAGUAUGGAUUUUCUCUGAUCCAAAGAGGUUCAAAAUUAUGCAUCCAGGCUCAAAAAUAAACAUACACUCCCACUAAUAUUUGGUUAAAUCUAUUUUACCAAAUUGCACAGGAACUACAUUGUUUUUGUAACCUUCAAAAAGCUGCUGGCAUAAUUCUGCUAGGAUUUUUGACCACCCAUUCUAUACGAAUUGGUAGAGCAGAUUAGCUUUUAGUCCAUUUUCCAUUGACUUAAUGUUGGAUUACCUUGUUCAUUCCAGAACCAGAUCUGACAUGUAUUUAGGAUCAUUGUUCUGUUGGAACACCUCACUGUGUCCAAGUUCAAACCAACUAUCUGUUGAUUGGUGGUGAAGAUAAAAAGAUCUGAGGUAGUCCUCCUCCUUCAUUAUUCCACCCAGUUUAUGCUAUGUACCCUCCCUGGCAGUACAGCAGACCCAUAGCAUGAUGCUACCACCUCCAUUCUUGCCAGUUGGUAAAAUGUUCUUAGAGUUGAAAGCCAAACCUCCAAACAUACUUAAUAUGGUCAAGUACCUCAGUCUUUGAUUCCUCUCACCAUAAACCUUUCCCUAGAAGGAAUUUGGCUUGUAUCGGAUCCUGGGUCAUCUCUCUUGGCCUGCACACUCUCAGUCCAUGUUGACGUUAAACUGACUUCACUGUCGACAGUGACACUGGGGAUCCAGCAUCUUCUAGUUUAAAAUGAUCCCAAACACACGUGAAAACUGGUUUCGGAAUGGAUAAUUAAGACUGACAUUAAGCUUCUGGAACAGUUCUGACCUUAACCCUGGAACAAGAGGGAUUUUAAAAAAGCCCAAAAUGAAGAUAACUUUCAUGUCAAUGAUGAAUGUAUGUAAACGUCUGACCAGCAUUGUUAUGUUAGGGACACGCCUACUUUCAGAUCUGAGUAAUCACCAGUUGUUACCUAUCUCUCAGGUGAGGUUAGACUAGAGAUGAAAGAGAUUACAGUUUUUAAGUUUAACUACUUAGGAACCAAACAGAAGUGUUUUAAACACCAACAUUCGUUAAUCUCUAAAACUCUGUUUUCUCAGUUUUACAAAUUAAAAGCAGCCAAAUAUUUAAAUAUUUGGUUCAGAUAAUUCUAAUAUGCUUUAAGUUUUAAAUGUAAAAAAAUUAUUUUAAAGAAAUGAAUACUUCAAUGUUUUUAGAAAAACUUAUUUAUUUUACACCAACAGUUAUUUAAAAUCGCAAAGAGACACCACCUCAAGCGGUUUAUUAUUCACAUUUUUUACAAUCAAGAAAGAUUUCUCAAAUUUCUAGAAAAAAAGCUAUUUAACCAAUUAUAUUUAUUGAAUUUUCUGACAUGCCUAUAAUACAUGAAUGUCAACCAAGAAUGAAUAAUAAUCACAUCUUGUGAUAAUGCCUUGGUACAUGCUGGAUAAGACCAAUUUUCCUGUUCAUUAAACCAGAGAACAGUGAGCUCUUUUUUCCCACUUCAACAGAAAGGAUCCAGAUUUUAACAAGUAAUUGAAAGAAUAACUUCAAACAUCCAUCUAUAAAUAAGAAUGUUUGUCAGUGCAAGUGAUGUUGCAUAUUGUCACCUUCCUAAAAUAAUGGCCUAAGUCAUUUUUUCAAGUUUUUCAGGAAACACAAAAAACGUCACAAAAUAUAUAUAAGUGAUUGAAGUGUUUUUUGUUAUUUAAAUCUUGUUUUGCUUGUAAUUACAACUAAUCUAAAGGGAUGUCUUGCAUACAUUAUGUUUAUUGGAACCCCUGGUAAGGAUUUGUGAAAAGCCUUAAAACAAAUUCAGCUUUUAAUUUUGAACAAAUAUUGUACCACUGCUGCCCCCUACAAGAUGUCUGUCUGAUUAUUUCUGGGGACUGUGGUGGCUAUGGCGAAGGUUCAGUUUUGUGUCUGCUAAACCAUUUCUGUGUUGAUUUGGCCAGAUGUUUUGGAUCAUUACCUUGCAGAAAGACCCAAUGAUGACCCAAGUUUCAGUUAUUUGGCAGAACCCGCUAGACAGUCGUUCAAAAUCAGUUGGAACUUCUAAGAGUUUAUGAUGCCCUACACUUUAAUAAGGGUCAUAUUACCUUUGGAAGAGAAACAGGUCCACAGCAUCAUAGAUCCACCAUUAUGCUUAACAGUCUAAAGGUAGGACAGAAAACCCAUAAACUAGCAGUUGGCAUGUAGAUAUCUAAUGGUAAAAUAUUUAUUAACAAUUUCACCCAAAAGGUUAAUAACAGCAGAUAAGUGUUGACAUUUUGACCAUUUUAUUAAGCUACAUAUCUUUCUCAGUUAGAUCAUAUAAUGUGGAAAAUUUAUAGAAUAACAGUUGAUGAAGUAAUUUUUAAAAAGAAAGAAAAGAGUUGACAAAAACGAUUACUUGUUAGAGCCACAGGUUCUGGAGCUCUUCCACUCUUUGCUAAAUGCUAGCUUCAUGAAUGUAGCUCCUUUGUGGACAAAAAUUCUGACUGAAAGACAGAAUUAAAAUACUAAAUAUCUAUGCAAUAUUUAAUACCUGGCCUAAAUUGUGGCAAUCCUUAUCACUUACCAAUAAGGAGAGAGCCCUGAAUUAUGGAAAUAGCUUCAGUGGCUCAAUAGAUUUUGGUUUUUCCUGAAAUGGUCGCCAUUUUGAAAAGCAUGUAGAACUGUCUAAGUCACAUUUUUGACAUAGGCCAUUAUACAACAGGCAUGGACUUGCAUGACCUCCUCAACUGAAGAUUUAGACAGUUAUACAGGAGGUGGCUAGCAUCAUGAGGAGAUGAUUUAGGCAAAAAAGGACUCGUGCCAUAAUUUUAGGAAGGUGAUGAUAUUUAUUUACUUUAUGUAACAAUCUUUGGAGUAUAAGAAAGAAAUAUAUGGUUUAGCUGAACCAACAGUGUAAUUCUAACAGGACCGACAAAGACAUGCAGUUUAACUGAGUGGUCUAAUCCUACUUGUGGGGAUGCCCCCUGCAGCAGUAAUGCAUGGAUUAAAACAGCAACAGAAAUAACAUAACAAGCAAGAGACUUUGUGAAUACCUUUCUUUAGGCUUCAGUAAGCAACAACAGGUGGAGGGGAGGGGGGAGGGUGUCCAACACCUGCAGCGCCAGGUGCAGAGCUCACACUAUGAGAAUACAGUCAAAGUUGAACACAAACAAUGCAUUGAGACUUCUUGAUGUGCAGGAAAAUGGCUAUUAGCAUAUACAGUCUUCUGCCAGAGUUAGGUCAAAAGCAUGCUGGUAAUGCAUGCAUUUAAACACUGAAAACAAACAUUUAGUAUGACGUCACUAAGUUUCACAGUUUCAGUCAGCUCUUUAGCUGAACAUACAGCAUAUUAAACACAAACGUUUCUCAAAUUGUGUUUUGGACUGUGAAAGAGCUUUAUAAUGCAUAAUGCAUUGCAAUGCUGCCAUUUUUUAUUCUAACUCAGCUGACCCAUAACCACUGACAUUAAAGUGAUUGAAGUGUUUUCUGUUAUUUAAAUCUUGUUUUGCUUGUAAUUACAACUAAUGCAUACAUUAUGUUUAUUGGAACCCCUGGUAAGGAUUUGUGAAAAGCCUUAAAACAAAUUCAGCUUUUAAUUUUGAACAAAUAUUGUACCACUGCUGCCCCCUACAAGAUGUCUGUCUGAUUAUUUCUGGGGACUGUGGUGGCUAUGGCGAAGGUUCAGUUUUGUGUCUGCUAAACCAUUUCUGUGUUGAUUUGGCCAGAUGUUUUGGAUCAUUACCUUGCAGAAAGACCCAAUGAUGACCCAAGUUUCAGUUAUUUGGCAGAACCCGCUAGACAGUCGUUCAAAAUCAGUUGGAACUUCUAAGAGAUAUGAUGCCCUACACUUUAAUAAGGGUCAUAUUACCUUUGGAAGAGAAACAGGUCCACAGCAUCAUAGAUCCACCAUUAUGCUUAACAGUCUAAAGGUAGGACAGAAAACCCAUAAACUAGCAGUUGGCAUGUAGAUAUCUAAUGGUAAAAUAUUUAUUAUUAUUGUUAUUGAGAACAUGGGACUUUGUGCUGCCGCUCUCUGAAACGGAGCUGUGGAGAUAUUUUGGCCUUCUUUACCAUCCUGCACACUGUGGUGGCAAGAUAAAUGUGGGUCCUCAUCCAGCCUAGUGGCCAGUUGCUAAAAGCAUUGACCUCUGUCAACAUGCCAGGGAAAAGGGAAGGUAAGGGGUUACUGAUAAGAAGAUCCUAGAAACCCAUAUAAUUUUAUUUUAAGACUUUUUACACAUAUAUUUCAGAGGUUCGAAUAAAUUUGUAAACACUGUACCAUUACAGCCCAAUCCAGUAUAGUGCAGUUUUCUACCUGACUCCGUAAGUAUUAUGUAUGUUUUGCAUCAAAAAUCCUUUAUUUCCCUUCAUUCCAUUUGAAGAUUUAUACUAUGUGAUCUGGUAGGGAAUUUAUCUUCUAGCUUUGAGACUAAAGGAUUGAUAGUACAUUGAUUGCCCUAUGCUAAGAAAUAAAGCAAUUACCAAGUUUAGCUAGAACAUUUGGAAUGACAUAAAGUAACUAGCUUGGCUCUGUUUUACCUAUUUAAAAAAACCACAACACCUACAUGUAAUUUCUAAACAGGCAUUUAACAAAAAUGUUUUAUUUUCUUCAUACUCUAAAGGCCUCAAUAUGCCACAACUUCUUUCUCUGCUCAUCAUCUGACCUGUUGUUUCUUUGUCUGUUGUGUGUUUGGCACCACCCUUUGAGAAUUUGAUGGUCCCUGUCGGCACUCCCAGCCAAUGCUGCUCUAAAAAUCUUAGCUGCAUGGGACGUCCUUAGAAACCCCUGCCGGGCCCUAGUGCGAGGGUACAUGUGAUGAAAUUUAUACACAGGCUUUGUGGUCGAAUGGACUGGGAAGUAUGCAACAGGUCUAAGGGUACCAGUCAGCUGAAUUUUUUUUCCUGAGUCAUGCUAGGUGCUUUGACUUCUACUUGCGCUCUAAAUUUGUUAAUUGCUGGUUAGUUUUCUAUUGAGAAUGAAGGUAAAUAAAACAGCAUGUAUGUACAAUCCCAAAGAUUCUAAACUGUCCUCUUUGAACUUGUAAAAAACCUGCUUUUGUUUUCUGAACAUAUCCAAGCCACAUCUUGUGUUAACAACUAUUUUUGCUGGUCACUUUGAUAGCACACUAACCAUAAAAGAUUAUUUGUACCUCCUUUAAAUAAAAUAUUUAAAUAGUAAAGGAUUUAAAUGCUAUAUUGGUGCUUCUGAAGCAUCAAAAACAGAUUAUUUUAUCAAGUGAAAGUGAUGUGGUAUAGCUUUAAGAAAUGUAAUAUAACAAUGUUAAAAACCAACUCUCAAUAGACCUAAAAAUAAGAUUUUCCUUUGAAGUGCGGGUAUAAUAUAUUUAAAAACUCCAGAUGUUAAUCCUUAAAAAUAUCUGACUAGAUAAUUAUAGAUGGUAAGACAGACUCGGACGUUGAAGCCAGCUGGACAUUCAGGACAGCUGUCUUUAAUGCUGAACAUCAUAAAAGAGAGGUUUUAGGGUUUCUUACUGACAACAACCUCAUAUAGGGGGCUUUGUCUUCAAGUUCUGUAUCAUCCAGUCUGUCAUUGUACUAACUCUUCUGUCCAUGCAAGUGCCAAAAGUGACACCAUAGAAGUGUUGUGUAACGUCCUGAGGAGAAUAUAGUCUUAACAUGCUGCAGUACCGCAGUUCCUUCAGCAUUUUGUAGCCUCUUUGUGAUGACCUCAGUUUAUUUUAACCAUAUCAUACAUAAGUGUUUCCAAAAGAUUAUAAACUGUUGUAUAUUGAGCUAGAGAACAGUAAUAUUUAAGAUGUAGUCACUGUUAAUAUGUAGGACUUUUCUACUAGUAAAGGUCUUGUCUAAUAUAGAUUAAUGUCUUUCCAUCUGUGGCAAAGUUGACAAAUGUGUGUUGCUUUGUUCAAAGAAACAACACUUUGCUUGUACUAAGAGUCUCUAAUGUUGAGCCACUGCUUGACAUUGAACAAUUAAUACUAUUGAGAGAAAACAGCAAAACGUCACAGAGUGCAUCCCUGCAACUGUGCCCUCAUGUUUCUGACAAGAGCCAGUUGUGCCAUAUCAACCUGUGCACUGUAACAUUUGCAAAAGAGCAACGGAGAAAAAACAAGACAAUGUAUUUUAGGUAUAUCCAAUGAGUUGGCAAGUGAGACAUCACUUGCUUGACCUUGUUUUCACCUGUGGCAACAGGACUGUUUCUUUAGGGGACCUAAAUGUGCUUGAAAUGUUUUGCCUUGUGAUGAGAAACGAACUUGAGAGCCUAUAUGUUUUUUAAAUUCUAUUUUCUCAUUAUUCCUUCUUUGAUGGCCUUGCUUUGUGAUUGACUUUAAUAGAGGAACUUUAGUGAAUGGAUUAUCUACAUAUGAAGAGUUUACUGCCAAAAUAUGACACGUUUGUGCAAAAGCAUCAUUCCUAAAGUAUUUCACAAGAUAUUUUAGAAAUAAAUAUAUGUUCUGUAAAUAUGGUCAUUAUCUGGAUCUAUUUUGGUUAUCAGAAAACUCUUCAUAUAUUAUCCUUUUGUUUGAGCCUUAGCAUGUUGCCUUUAAGUGAAACCUUGUGCUAACGGGUGUUAGUAAUGGUUUAGACUGGUAUAUAAGCUUAUAUUGUAGGUGGAAUUCAGUGUGUGAAUUUCAGGCUCUUUGAAGGAGACCUUUAUGAAGAAAAAGGACACUAAAAAGAAAUAAUAUAACUUCUAUUUUCAAAGGCGCUCUUAAGAAUUGAAAUGUGCCCUUUUGCUUCUCAAAAUUUAUUUUCUUUUCUUUGAAUUUUAGGAGUUUGUAUUAAAAGGCUUUAAGUUUUGUGUAAUUCUUGGAGAUGAAACCAUGAUUGUAUGUUUAUUGUAAAUAUAUUAAAUAUGCUAUUUUUGUUUUCAA